UAGAAGAGUGAGGAUUGGAAAUCACAGACUGUCAUCCAAAACUUCUCAUUGUUGACGGCAUUGUUCAUCAUUGGAUGGGGAUCUCUAAACUUGCAAUGUUAUUCUCAGGUUAUCUGAUCCUGUCAUUGGUGUUAAUAGAAGCUUCACAUGUAGAUGAUUGUACAGAAUGGGAGUAUAAACAUAAUGGUUUGUGCUGUCCAUCGUGUGAAGCAGGUUCGAGAGUAUCUCAACACUGCACUCGUCAGACCAGCACAGAGUGUGAACGAUGCCCAGAUGGAGAAUACGCUGACCGUUACACUGGAUCGGAGAAAUGUUUGGAGUGUAGAUCAUGUGAUCAAGAGCCUGGACUACAAACUAAAGAAAACUGUACUGCCUUUCACAAUACGAUAUGUGAGCCCAGGAAAGGGUAUUAUUGCAUUGCUAAUUGUCAGAUGGUCAGAAAGCACUCAGAAUGCCCACCUGGUGAAGGAGUUAAAGAGAAAGGAACACCUUUCAAAGAUACAGUGUGUGAGAAAUGUCCUCACGGAACAUUUUCAAGCAAAGUUUCAACAACUGAAGAGUGUAAGAGCUGGACAGUAUGUGAAACCCUCAAACUUAAACAGGUUGAAGCAGGGAACGCUGAAGCUGACGUGAAGUGUGAAGAAGAGUCCAACCUGAAAGUUGUGGUUGCUGUUGUUGUGGCGAUUGCUGUGGUUGUAAUUCUGUCUGGUAUCGCGGCAGGUGUUUUGUUGAAGAGACACCAAUGUACACCAGGUAAUGGGAACAUUGGAGACACCAGGAAUCACAAUGGAGUUGAGCUGUCGAUUGAGUCUUCGACUGAGCCUCUCAACGCUUCAGGAAAAUUCACAGUGUGAAGUGGGAGAAAUCAUGAGAAACAGCCUGAAACGGGCUGUAAUUCCAUUCCAAUCUCCAAGAUGGGUCAAGUGUUUCAUUCUGUGAAAAAUAUGGACUUCACAUAAUAUACACUAGUUGUGCACUAAACUUGGAAUCACAAAAUAUUCAACUUCAACUAACCAGUUGCAAAUCUCUAAGCACUCAUGUGAAAGAAGUAACAUCAGGAAGUGAAAUAUUAAGUGAAUAUCAGGAAGAAUUUUGACGGACAUAUAAAAAACAAGGAGAUGGCUGAGAUAAGCGUGGAAUCCGAUCCUGGCAAAUUAAUGACAGGAAGCAAAGAGGUGACAAAUACAUAUUUUUCUUACAUCUGUCUUUUCAGCGAGAAUACAGCUAAUAUCCCUCGGAUUACAAAUGGGUUAAUUUAAGGUAACAUGGAGGAAGUGGUUUGCGACACAGAAGCAAAGAACUCUACAGCUCCAGUGAGUGAGAUACAAUUCCCACCAUUGUCCGUAAGGAGUUUGUACGUUCUCCCCGUGACCGUGUUUGGGUUUUCUUCGGGUACUCCCUUUUCUUCCACAUUUCAAAAUUGAUGGACAGAUUAGUAAAUCAUUGGCUUGCUGUGUGCUGGCUCCAGAAGCAUGGGAAUGUGUUUGGGCUGUCCCAGUGCAUCCUUGGAACGUGUUGGUCGUUGGUGUAAACAGUGCAGGUUUCACUGUUUCAAUGUACAUGUGACAACUAAAGCUAAUCUUUAAAAUCCAAAUCACAAUGGACAAAAUGUCAGAGAACCUCACAUGACUGCUUGGAAACCAGCUGGAGGAGCCAUUGGUUUUAAAGGAAAGGGCUGCAGAGAUCAUAUACCUAUUGGUUGAAAAUUUCCAAACCUUACUAAAUUCCAUGGAUUGGAGAGUCCUGGAUUCCAUUGUGUCUAAUGAUGCAGAAGACCACAGAAUUGUGAUGUUGAUUUUGGAUACUGAAUUGUACUGAACAUUAAAUAAAGCAAAUUCUGAUAUGUCUAUCCACGGCCUCCUCUAUGUCAAGAUGAAGCCACACUCAGGUUGGAGGAACAACACCUUAUAUUCCUUCUGGGUAGCCUCCAACCUGAUGGCAUGAACACUGACUUCUCUAACUUCCAUUAAUGCCCCACCUCCCCUCCGUACUCCAUCCGUCAUUUAUGAAUUAUUAUUAUUUUUCUCUCUCUCUCCUUUUUCUCCCUCUAUCCCUCUGACUAUACUCCUUGCCCAUCCUCUGGGCUUCCCCCCUCCCCCUUUCUUUCUCCCUGGGCCUCCUGUCCCAUGAUCCUCUCGUAUCCCUUUUGCCAAUCACCUGUCCAGCUCUUGGCU
Messenger RNA from Mobula hypostoma (lesser devil ray), 2174 nucleotides. RefSeq names its product tumor necrosis factor receptor superfamily member 5-like. NCBI's taxonomy places the organism in Eukaryota, Metazoa, Chordata, Chondrichthyes, Myliobatiformes, Myliobatidae. The record is from RefSeq and is a predicted model, not a curated record. Gene Ontology annotation, cellular component: external side of plasma membrane. The coding region runs from base 75 to 854 and encodes 259 amino acids. Gene Ontology annotation, molecular function: protein binding. Gene Ontology annotation, biological process: defense response to Gram-positive bacterium; positive regulation of cytokine production involved in immune response; defense response to Gram-negative bacterium. The transcript has 9 exons.